Komagataella phaffii GS115 is the source of this 1839-nucleotide messenger RNA. RefSeq names its product ATG28, autophagy related protein. NCBI's taxonomy places the organism in Eukaryota, Fungi, Ascomycota, Pichiomycetes, Pichiales, Pichiaceae. The coding region runs from base 1 to 1839 and encodes 612 amino acids. The record is from RefSeq and is a predicted model, not a curated record. The transcript has a single exon.
AUGAUUUGUCUGUUUGGCAACUGCAACUGCCAGACGGGAAUAUUUGGUCUCUAUGAUUAUGUAAGCUUUCUUUAUCAUUCUCCCUCAUCUUGUCGCGUGCGAUUAGUACUCUCACUUCCAGCUUCCCCUAAUCACAUGGAGGAACAAAGCCCCAAAUUUGAGUCUUCCUUCCCACGCAGAACGAGUGAAGGACCGGUGGAUGAUGUUGGAAAGUCUCCGCCAGCAUCAUUCUACAGAGAGCUUUUAGCAAACAAAGCUCAACAGCCCCAGUUGUCAGAAGACGAGGAAGACCAUAAUCCAAAAGACUUCCUGUUUAAGGAAGAUAGUGAAGAUGAACUACUUAUACCAGACUCCGAAAAUCAUAACUCCAGUUCCACAAGUCCAAGAAAGUUCAAGGUCGAGAAUAUUCGUUGGGGUAGUGACACCUUGAAUGGAUCGAUUCUACCGUUGAAUUCUCAAGGGAGUAAUCUUCAGAGCCUUCUCUCAAAUGUUGGAGAAUUGGAGCAUCUACUAUCCAAGGAUGUUGCUAAGCAUUCAAAAUACCUAAAAGAGCAAAGUAGCAAAGUUGAAAAGGCGCGGGCUAAUAUUGUGACAAAUUUGACCAGAUUGAGCUUGGUGUUAUCCAGUAUCUUCAACACAUACCAGGCGAAGGCACAAGACAAACAAGCAAUCUUGGACAAGAUCGAAGAAUGGGAGGAUGAGAAGAAAUCCUUGCUUGAUGACAUGAAAGAAGUUUUGUCUACGGAUGAUAAUGCGGAUGGUGAGACUCACAAAUUCUUAGAGUUGGCAAGCGAAAGCAUAAAUGUUGAAAACGAAAUAGAAGCUCUGGAGACAAGGCUGAAGCAACUGAAGAUUAAACAGAGAACUUUAAAAAAUGAGUGUUUCCAAUCCCAAGGAAUAAUUGAAAGCAGGCUUUCAAAUUUUGUCCAAGCCGUUGAAAAGAUCGAAAUGAGAGAAAGAAAGAGUAUAGAACAAGUGGUCCAACAAUUAUCAGAGAACCAAUUAGGUUACUGGAAUGAUAAUUUGGCACUAGAGGUAAUGAAUGGCCUGACUAUCAAUCCAGGAGACAUCAGUUUAGUUGAAGAAUACGAACCAGUGGACAUAUUGAAACAAGUAGAAUCAUUAGAGAAACCUACAAUUGCUGCAGAUUACCACCUGCCCAAAAACACGAACAAGCAAGCAUCUAGGUUUACUAGGCAACUGUUGGAAUUCAACUACAAAUGCCAACCCAAACUGAAUGUAUAUCCUGUUGUUGGACUAAUCACAAAAGAAUUGAAAGAAGACUCUGCUAAGGAACAGGAGUAUAAACACAGAUACGACCAAGUCACUCAUACCCUAUCGGCACUAAAGGAUUCCUUUGCUCUGAUUUAUCAUACUGAACAACAAUUGCAAUCAAUAACUCAAUCUACUCAAGAUUUAAAGGAUUUCCAGAGUUUGAUGAAUCAAAUGGUUGAAUCACUCUUGAAAACUCACUCUGAAGCAGACCAGUACAAUCUCUAUUUGGCUAAAGAUGUGUUGGCACAGGAAAUAUCCAUUAUUCACCAGGCUUUAAAUAAAUUAAACCAAUCUACAGAAUAUUCAUCGGUUGAGUCUGAUAAUGUGAAGAAUCAUGAUGGAUUAUUAUUUCAGACAUUUUCCAAAGCUCAAGAACGAACCAAGCUACCCUCUAUCAAAUCAGCAACAUCCAUUCGUUAUGCGCCAUCACUCUAUAACUCACUUUCGCCUACUAGCACCAGCAAGACUACAGCUAAAGGGGAAGUAAAUUAUGAUGCUGGAAUCAACAAAUACACCAAAGUCAAAGAAGUUCUUAGAUCUGGAAAAGGUAAUAAGGAUGAGUAA